This is a messenger RNA of Microtus oregoni (creeping vole), 1860 nucleotides long. It is a transcript of the gene Enthd1, whose product is annotated as ENTH domain containing 1. The transcript has 6 exons. The record is from RefSeq and is a predicted model, not a curated record. Gene Ontology annotation, molecular function: clathrin binding; phospholipid binding. Bases 1 to 1860 code for a protein of 619 amino acids. Gene Ontology annotation, biological process: endocytosis. Lineage: Eukaryota; Metazoa; Chordata; Mammalia; Rodentia; Cricetidae. Gene Ontology annotation, cellular component: plasma membrane; clathrin vesicle coat; endosome.
AUGGCUUUCAGGAGGCAAGUGAAAAACUUCGUGAAAAAUUACUCAGAGGCUGAAAUAAAAGUCAGGGAAGCGACUUCCAAUGACCCCUGGGGUCCCUCCAGCUCGCUAAUGCUAGCCAUCAGUGACAUGACUUUCAACACGGCCUCCCUCUCUGAGAUCAUGCACAUGAUGUGGCAACGACUGGGUGAUCAUGGGAAGAACUGGCGCCAUGUGUACAAAUGCCUCUCCCUGAUGGACUACCUCAUCAAGAAUGGCUCCAAGAAAGUUAUUCAGUGUUGCAGAGAGGGGUUGUGCAACCUUCAAAUGCUAAAAGAUUUCCAACACAUAGACGAAGCUGGAAAAGACCAAGGUCGCUAUAUCCGGGAGAAGUCUAAACAAGUCAUAACUCUGCUGAUGGAUGAGCAGCUGCUUUUUAAAGAGAGGGAAGUGGCAAGCUGGACAAGACAGCGGACCUCAUACUGCAUGAUGUUUCCCACCAGGUUACCUGCUCCGGGGAACUCGCCUGCAGCAUGCGCUUCUGUCCUCAUCCCAGAAAACCUUCCCUCCAAGAAGAAACAUUCGCUCCUGACGAUUGCGAGUCUACGUAAUAAAAAAAACACCUCCAAGGCAAGACUGAGGCUGGAGCAGUGCCAGGAUGUCCCCUCACCUGCUGAGCCCUCCCUGUCCAAGGACUCUCCUCUGCUCAGGAUGAAGAUAUGGAAAUCAACAGAGGACCUAACAUUAUUGCAUGACGAGUAUCCUAAGCAACUUUUGCCUGCAAUACCUCCUCCCAUCACCUCUCCUACUUCCUGGAUGUCAGAAGGGGAAGCGGAAGUCUGCAACCUCUGGGAUGCAGAUGCCAUGUCUAUUCCCUCAGAAAAAAGACCAUCAAUGCAGACAAAUAUGGGUUUAGUCAAGAGAUUGGAGGAAACCAUCACAAAUACUACCACAGGAAGUACCCCACAAACUCCUCAGGAAAAGCAGAUGGCUGUAGAAAGCUUUGAAACACUGGCACCUUCACAGGCAUGUAGGCCGUCUGGUAAAGAUGAGUUUGUCAGCCUGGGUCUGAGGAUGUCCAAGGCAGAGUUCAUGUUCCACAACCAGUCCUCUGUGGAGACACUCUACGUCUCACCCUCGUUCAAAACUGUCAGCCCAGAGAAGGAGACCAGAGCCAGCGAGGACGUCCAGACCCCUGUGCAGUCCAAAAUCUGCUGGAUGGAAGAAGAUGUGAGCCUCAAGCCCUUAGCCAUGCGGGGUGAGUGUACCCCCAAACAAGCCAAAAAUGCUAUUUCCACUGCCUCUGAGGUCACAUCUUCUUUUUCUACUUUGUCUGUGUCGUCUCCUGACUCGGCCCAUCCAGAGAAGUCAGCCCAUCACUUUCCCCUGGUUUUCACCAGCCCUUCCUUCUUGAUUCAGCCCCGUCCACAGUCAUCGUCUGCCCCCUUCACAUACAAAGAUGAGGCAGCCAGGGUUUGCCACCCCUUUGCUCCCAGGGGUACAGCAUCUUCAGAAGACAAAGAAUACCCCAAUGGCCAAGAUAACUCCGGCUCAGCUACGGAGAAGCCAGCUCACACUCCUAGCAGUAAUCAGGUAGCAUUUUCCUCUCCAGCUAGAACCUGCUUCCCCUCGGUUAGCCUAUCCCAGGCUAGUUUUCAGACAAGGGAAGGCUUGCCCAGGGAAUCCCCCGAGGCGAGCUCUCUCCAUGGGCUUCUAGGCGAGGUGAGGGGUGCUGUGCUCAGACUCCAUGAGGACCUGAGCCUGGUGAUCCAGGAACUUGGUGUCAUCAACAAUCACCUAGGCAACCUGAGUGGCAGCAGCCAAGCAGCCAGCGAGACUCUGCAGGACCCCCAGUCUUCCAUGGGGAGCUCAGAUCCUAUCUAG